This is a messenger RNA of Alosa alosa (allis shad), 3141 nucleotides long. It is a transcript of the gene slc9d1, whose product is annotated as transmembrane and coiled-coil domains 3. NCBI's taxonomy places the organism in Eukaryota, Metazoa, Chordata, Actinopteri, Clupeiformes, Clupeidae. Bases 207 to 2489 code for a protein of 760 amino acids. The record is from RefSeq and is a predicted model, not a curated record. The transcript has 15 exons. Gene Ontology annotation, molecular function: potassium:proton antiporter activity. Gene Ontology annotation, cellular component: membrane. Gene Ontology annotation, biological process: proton transmembrane transport; potassium ion transmembrane transport.
UAACUGUGACAUUCCGCAAGAUCUUUUUGUUAUAAUUUACCCCAUCACAACUAAAUGUUAGACUUUUCGUCUGCAUAUGGGCAUCUAUUUUUACGGUGACACCAGAAGGGCUUUGGAUGCGAGUUCUCUGUGUCCUAUAGGUGACACCAGAAGGGCUUUGGAUGCGAGUUCUCUGUGUCCUAUAGGUGACACCAGAAGGGCUUUGGAUGCGAGUUCUCUGUGUGCUGCUGUGGUGGGUAGGCCUUGCAGUGGCACUACGCCAGCAGCAGGACACCGUAGCUCAGCAUGCUAUUAAGCUGUACCGCGGCCGUGGAGCUGGGGCAUCGUUUGGGCACCGAUGGGUGCGGGAGAACUGCCAGAUGCUGGCAGGGCUGCUGCGGCAGAAAAACGCCGCCAUCAGGAAGCUGUCAUUAGCUGCCGUGGCGGCGCUGCGUGACCCUACGCUUUCGGAUUCCGAGCGGUUGUACCAGGUGCAUACGCUGGAGGUGUUCCAGCGAGAGCUGAAUGAGAGCGAACACUCGGUCUUCCAGGCCGCACUGGGACUGCAGAGAGUACUCCACGGCGAUUACAGGGAUGUAGUCAGCAUGAAACACAGCAGCAGGCAAAGGCUGGAAGCACUCAGGGAGGCUGCGAUUAAGGAGGAGAGAGAGUAUUUGGACCUGUUAGCUGCGGAGAAGCACCAGCAGGAAGCCUUGAAAAGUGCCAAGGAUCAGAACCGGACACUCUCGAUUCUGGAGGGGAUUCUGGAGGAUGUGAGAAAAGCUGCUGACCGGCUAGAGGAAGACAUCGAGGAACAUGCCUUCGACUACAAGAAAGAGGGGAUGAAUGUUGAAGCAGUGCUGAGGGUGGAGGAUGAUGAGGAGAAACCGAAGAGCAAGAACAUCUCUCACAGGAAGCUGUCUGAGGGUGAGGGGAGCCUGGGGCUCAGCAUGCUCAUCGACUCCCAGAACAACCAGUACGUCCUGACCAAACCCAGGGACUCCACCAUGUCCCGUGCUGAUCACCAUUUCAUUAAGGAUAUAAUAUUAAUAGUGAUGCUCUCUUUACCCUGCGGUUGGCUGUGUAUCCAGCUGGGCCUGCCUCCCAUGUUUGGCUAUAUAAUCUGUGGGGUUUUGCUCGGGCCAUCGGGGAUGAACAGUAUCAAGUCUAUGGUUCAGGUGGAGAGUAUUGGGGAGUUUGGUGUGCUAUUCACACUUUUUGUGGUGGGCCUAGAGUUCUCACCAGAGCAACUUCACAAGGUUUGGAGGAUAUCUGUGCAGGGCACCUCCUGCCUAACGCUGCUGAUGGUGGGAGCAGGGCUGGUAUGGGGGCAGCUACUGAGGCUUAAUGUCUCACAAACUGUGUUUGUGUCCAGUUGUCUGUCUUUGUCUAGCACCCCACUGGUGUCUAAGUUCCUCUCUGGCGCUUCACGUGCGGAAAAAGAGGAGGCAGGCAAUGAGAGGAAGAGGAGAGAGAGAGAGAGAGAUGAACACUGUGCGUGUGUGUGUCAAAGAAUGAUCCACUCACUGCCCCUUAUCUUGUAUGAGAAGAAAGGUGAGCUGGAGCCCAGCAGUGUGUUACUGGGCAUGCUGGUGAUGCAGGAUGUCCAGUUGGGUCUGUUCAUUGCCAUUAUGCCGACCCUCAUUCAGGCAGGGGAUGGACAAGCAGACAGCUCUGUAUCAGGUGUGGUCCACGUGCUGUGGCUGCUGGUCCAGGUGCUGGUCUGCCUGGCAGGAGUACUCUUGCUAUGUUUUUUCUUGCGGUCAUUCCUGAUUGGCCCCUUCUACAGGAAGCUCCAUGCCGAAUGUCGGGGCAGCAAGGAGAUCAUGGUCCUGGGGACAACGGCCUUCAUGUUCCUGAUGCUAAUGGUGACUGAGUUCCUGUAUUUGUCCAUGGAGCUUGGCUGCUUCCUGGCGGGGGCGCUCGUUUCCUCACAGGGCCACAUGGUCACUUCGGAGGUGAUGCGCUGUGUGGAGCCAAUCAGAGACUUUUUGGCUAUAAUAUUUUUUGCUUCCAUUGGCCUCCAUGUGUUUCCUACCUUUGUGCUGUAUGAGCUGACCAUCCUGCUGGUGUUAACUCUGUCACUGGUCAUUUUAAAGGCGAUGCCCUACAGUACACACAGUGUGAUGCACGUGGUGGGACUGACGCACAGUGACCAUCACAAUCAUAAAGUGUCUGACAACAUGGAAGGAAUCCCUACAGAAAUAGACCAGGCUGGAAAAAAAGAUGACAAAAUUAAGACCCAGUUUCUCAUGGCGGUGGUUGUUCUGUCCACCCUGUUGCCGCGCGGCUCUCGUCACAUCUGCUGGCUGGUCUCAGCGGGCCUGGCACAGGUCAGCGAGUUCUCUUUCGUGCUCGGCAGCCAAGCCCGUCGCACAGGAAUCAUUUCACGAGAGGUCUACCUGCUGGUCCUUAGCGUGACCACUCUGAGCCUCCUGUUGGCCCCAGUGCUGUGGUGGGCCGCCAGGCUUCGCUUCAUACCUCACAUGGACCGCAAGAUGGUCACCUGAACUUCUGCUCUACUGGUCAGAAGUGGCCAGUGCAGUGGCAGUUGGGAAGAUGGGUCCAUCCUUAUUAAGACAGUAAGGAUCGGGAAUGCCAGACAGUGAAGAUUGGGAAUGCCAGAGAGUAGAGAUUGGGAAUGCCAUGAUCUGCAAGUAAGGGUAAAACUGGAGAUGCUCCCUGCCCUUCAGGUACAGAGAAGGUCACUGCCUGGACAAAUCUGGCUCUGUCAAGUCAAAAGGAGUAAAAUGGGUAAAAUAUGUUAUUUUUAUUAUUAUUAUUAUUAUUAUUAUUAUUAUUAUAUUUAAUUUGGUCAAUGCUGUGUUUCAGCAGUUGUUCACAGAAGUAUGUGAUUUAUUUUCAAAAAAAAGAUGUUUAAGAUAAUUUUUCAAGACAUAAUGGUUAAAUUUUUUGGAAAUAAAGGCCCCGGUCAUUAGAACUGUUAUUAAGUUGUAUGUUAGCAUAACUUGUAUGUUAGCAUAUUAUUUAUAGCCGUGAAUAGUUAUAGCUUUGCCAGUAUCCAUAGUCAUACACGUACAGCUGCUGCUCACUGUAAAGUUUGUGAACCCCUGAGAAGUACCUCCAAAUGUAUGUAAAUAUGAAAUAAAAUGGGAAUCUAACUGGGAAUCAGAUUAAAAAGGCCAGUGACAUAUAUUCAUA